AUGGACACGAAUUUGAGUAUUAUUUAUAUUUCUACUUUAUUUUUACUGCUAGCAUCUUCAAUUAUAGCUCAACCUGUGGUUUUUGAUAUAACAAAAUAUGGAGGAGCGCCUAAUGGAGACCUGACCUCGAGCUUGGAGAGAGCAUGGAAAGAAGCAUGUGCAUCAACAAGUGCAAGCAAAGUUUUGGUGCCAAAAAAUUCAUACAAUUUAAGACAAAUAGAGCUCAACGGCCCUUGUAAAGCUCCAAUUGAGCUUCACAUUGAAGGUAACAUUGCAGCACCAGAAAACCCUAAUCAGUUUGAUGGAGAUGCUCAGUGGGUUAGAUUUGGAUACAUUGAUUCUUUUACUUUAUCCGGCGGAGCCACUUUUGAUGGUAAAGGUUCAAUGGCUUGGAGGCAAAAUAAUUGUCAUCAAACUUGGAAUUGCAAAAAGCUCUCCAUGAAUUUUGGUUUCAGCUUCAUGAACAAUUCAAUCAUACAGCAUAUAACAUCAAAACACAGCAAAAACUUUCACGUAAAUGUUCUAAGCUGCCGAAAUAUUACAUUCAGCAAAUUCAUCAUUGAAGCCCCAGCAGAAAGUCCAAAUACAGACGGAAUCCAUAUCGGAAGAUCAACACAAGUGAAAAUACUUGACUCAGUUAUUAGGACAGGAGAUGAUUGUAUCUCAUUGGGUGAUGGAAGUAGACAAGUUAGUAUUGAGAAUGUGACAUGCGGACCUGGCCAUGGCAUUAGCGUUGGAAGCCUUGGAAAAUAUGAAAAUGAAGAACUUGUGGAAGGUUUGAUAGUGAAGAAUUGCACUUUCAUAGAUACUGAUAAUGGUGUGAGGAUCAAGACAUGGCCUGGUACUUCGAUUAAAAUCCCAGUCUCUCAACUGCGUUUUGAGAAUCUUGUCAUGAUUAAUGUUACAAAUCCUAUAAUCAUAGACCAAGAAUAUUGUCCGUGGAACCAAUGUUCAAAGCAGACCCCGUCAAAAGUACAAAUAAGUAGAGUUUCCUUCAAGAACAUCAGAGGCACAUCAACAACAAAGGAAGGAAUGAUUCUAAUUUGCAGUAGUAGUGUACCAUGUGAGAAGGUAAAACUCACAAAUAUUGAUCUCAAAUUUAAUGGGACUCCUACAAUUGCCACUUGUAAGAACAUCAAGCCCCAAGUCUUUGGAAAAGUACCAACUUGUACUCCUUAG
Molecule: messenger RNA, 1179 nt
Organism: Neltuma alba
Lineage: Eukaryota; Viridiplantae; Streptophyta; Magnoliopsida; Fabales; Fabaceae
Product: polygalacturonase-like
Exons: 4
Coding region: 1-1179 (392 amino acids)
Biological process (GO): carbohydrate metabolic process
Molecular function (GO): polygalacturonase activity
Source: RefSeq, a predicted model, not a curated record